Molecule: messenger RNA, 4231 nt
Organism: Diabrotica balteata
Lineage: Eukaryota; Metazoa; Arthropoda; Insecta; Coleoptera; Chrysomelidae
Source: the annotation of a GenBank genome assembly
GGAAGAUCCCCAACAAGAUGGAUAGAUCAAAUUACAGGAAUAUGCCAAAGACCUCUGCAUGAAUUAAAAGAAAUGACCAGAGACAGAGAUCUCUGGAGACGGACAAUACACGACAUCACGUCGACCACUACACUCCCCCUGGGGGGUCAGAUUGAAGAGAAAGAGAAGAGAGAUUCGGAAGAAAUUUUCAAAAACACAGUCAAUAAUAUCAAACCGGGAGUUAUCAUUAACGGGAAAUUAAUUAAUACUUACUUUUGUAAGUUUUUGUGUUUUCCUAGAGCUUUUGUUGCUGCUUCUUCAAUGUUGUUUUUAAUUUUCUCCCACCUCGCGUUUAUAUCUUCGAUGUCGUCUAUUUGUUUCAGAUGUAUCUUCUAUGCUAGCCUCCUUUGGUACAUUUUUCUUGUAGAGUCGUUGUACAGUGAUUUCACAUAGAUGACUGAAAGGUUAUAAUUGUGUAUAUUUUGGAAUUCAAUUACCUAUCGGAACAACUAAUAGCUAAUAAUAACCAUUUUAACCCAAAUUAUUAUUACAAAGAUUUUAUUUACUUUCCUUUUGCUUCUAAUUUUGUUAAUUUUUGCUUCACUAACUUGCUUUCUAAAACAAAAUUUACAAAAAUUGCAGCUUUUUUGUAAAAUAUUUUCACAUACACACAAACAGAACACACUUAAGCAUACCCAUACUUGAUACACUACUGCUACAUUCUAUUAUUAAAACAUUAAAUACUGUUUAAAUCCUCUUAUUAACCUGCUUAUCUAAUCUCUUACACCAAACCAAACUGCUCGGUGCAAGGGUUGAGAUACCGUUAACACAAUGGCCGUGGUAUGUCCGUUUUUUUUUCACGCUAGCAAAGACACCACCACUGCCAACGCUAUGUCCCAACACCGACAUCACCGUCAACCUGGGAGUCGAAUGGGAAGGUACCGAGGAGAAAGAAAACGAAGAACCGCAGCCCGAAGCACAAGCCAAGACCAAAUCAGUAGAGACCGGAAAAGUGUACACUUGUCAUGCAGAGGAUAGUUUCUGCUGCGUUAUAUCCAUGUACGAUGGCGUGGUGUUAUAUACGACUCCAAGCUUGACUACAGUUUUGGGGUUCCCCAAAGAUAUGUGGCUGGGCAGAUCCUUCAUCGAUUUCGUGCACCCCAAAGAUAGAGAAACUUUUUCUAGUCAAGUCACUAACGGAAUCGCCGUUCCCUUGGUGGAUUCCGAAGGAAAGUACAAAGAUUACAAAAAUUGCCUUUACGUAUGCCUUCGAAAAUAUAGAGGAUUAAAAUCGUCUGGGUUUGGUGUCAUAGAUAAAGCAGUCUCCUAUCAAGCGUUCCAGCUUACUGUGAAGUUUAAGCAUUUUACGGACGCUUCAGAAAUCAAAUAUUUAGAAAACAAUAGCGGUAUGUUCCUUGUUGUGAUUGCCGUUCCUGUAUAUUCUCCAUAUAAAGUUCCUGAAGAAAAGAGAUCGUCCCCGAAAUUCGGAAUGCGCCAUACUGCUGGUUGUAUCUUUAGCCAUGUAGAUCCGGAUGUUGUCACAAAUUUUGGAUUUUUGCCGCAAGACAUGCUGGGAAAAUCGAUUUUUGACUUCUAUCAUCCCGAAGAUAUGCCUUUAUUUAAAGAAACAUACGAGUCUGUGAUGAGAAUGUGCCAAAUAGCUGGAUCAGUAUUCCGUAGUAAGCCGUAUAGAUUUGCAGUACAAAAUGGAACUUUUGCAAAAGUAGAAACAGAAUGGUCUAGUUUUAUAAAUCCCUGGUCUAGAAGACUGGAAUUUGUUAUAGGAUUUCAUAGAGUGAUAGAAGGUCCUAUUAAUCCCGAUAUUUUUGAACCGCCCAAAAUUGAAAUUACUAAGAAUGUAUCAGAUGAAAUUAUUAAGGAAAGUAAAAUCAUACGAGCAGAGAUAAUGGUUUUAUUAAAUAAGGAAUUACCUCGUCCCAACGAGGCUGUCAAACACGAGGUCUCCAAACGUUGCAAAGACCUUGCAAACUUUAUGGAAUCUCUCAUGGACGAAGUGAAUAGAACAAAUUUAGAGUUAGAUUUACCGCAAGAGAUCGAUCCUACCAUCUCGGAGCGUGAUUCGGUUAUGCUGGGAGAAAUAUCUCCAUACCACGAUUACUGCGACAGUAAAUCCUCAUCCGAAACGCCUCCCAGCUACAAUCAACUGAAUUACAAUGAAAACCUACAAAGGUUUUUCCAAAGCAAGCCGAAAACCACUCUUUCCGAAGAGAGCAGUAAUGCUAUUCAGGCUGAAGCUGAUGUAGAUGUUAAAGUCCGGCAAGUGAACAAUCAGAAAUGUUUAUCUCCAAUACAAAAUAGUGGCACAUCUGGUAGUGGAAGCGCGGGGAACUUAAGUUCCGUUAGUAAUCCAAAUAUGGAGAGCGCUACGACCAAUACUAACACAUCUAACGGAGACUCAUAUAGGCCUCCGUUACUAACCGAAUCGCUAUUAGUGAGGCACAACGAAGAUAUGGAAAAAAUAAUGCUGAAGAAGCAUCGUGAAUACAGAUCAACGAUCAAAGAUAACAAGAAAAGUCAUCUGAAAGCAGAAAAAUGUAUAAUUGGUGAUAGGGCAGGUUUUGAUAAAAACGAGCUCUUUUUAGACGAAUACGCCCAUGGAAUUAAACGCAGUGGCACUCAUUCUCAAGAUGGAGACAACCACAAAAUAUCCAAACAUAAACACGUAAAUCCAGAAAUCAUAAACCAAAAAGAAGAAACGGUUGCACCCGCAGUCAAAGCAAUAAAUGUUCAAUCUCAAAUACCGCUCUCCAUGCACUGCACCGAGCAACCUGUUUACCAACCAACAUUAAAUGACGUCAACCUAUGGCCUCCAUUUUCUGUGACAGUAACCACGAUGCACAACACCCACACUAGCACAACCAACUCAGGUUUAGGGAGUCCCAGCGGUCCAGGAAACUAUGGGACCGGGAUGUUUCCCUUAUAUUACAUACCAACAACCCCUUCACGAACUAUACCUGGACAUUUCAGUGAUCCAGUUCUGCACGGAUCUCGCUAUCAAGUUCAAUAUAUGCCAGCCAGUAUGAUCUACAACUACAACAACGCCCUCUAUCCCACCUCUCCGUUCAUUUGCCCAACCGUUCCGGUCGUUCCUCUUCCAAUGGUUCCACCACAAUUGAACCCAAUCAAUCCAGCUGCCGACGUACGGCCCAUCAAUCCAUUACAGACGAUCAACAGUGUGGGAGUUACUAGCCAGGGAUGUGUGAAUGUUGUGUCCGAGCACAAACCCAACACGCCGAACACUCCUCAAACGGCUCAUACACCUCAAAUGCCGCAGCAGUUUCAAAGACCAGCUUCUCAAGCUACUUCCAUUAAAGCUGAACCUGGGAGUGUGAUGGGCUCUAUCGCUUCCGCUAGUCUUGCUAACAAAGUACCUCGUCCACCUGAAAUAAACGAACGACGUCCUUUUCAAAAUAAUAUCAACAGUAUUGACGAAUCCAGCAGUUGCUAUUCAUCAUCUUACUCCUCAUUUUUGAAAACUGACGCUGGUUCAGGCUCCAAUGACGAUUCUAAUGUUAUGGAUAACAAAUCUAAUAAAUGUGAUGAGAAUACGUGGAAAGGUAAAAAACUGCCCUAUACGGAAAAAAGAACCACCAUGGUUGGAAUCAGUCGAUGUAUCUCCCGAUUUAAUAUACAGGUAUCAAAUGGCCGUGAAAAACCUAGAAGAGAUUCUUGAAGCUGAUCUGAAUUGUCUUAAAGAAUUAUCACAGCCCGUUUUAGUCAAUGACCAAUUGAAUCAACUAUAUAUUGACAUGGAAUUAGAAGGACUGUCAAAAAAAUUAACGUUAGAAGAAGGCAUUACUUCAAGCAGUAGCAGUGAUGAGAAUUCUAUGAAUAUAACAAAGCCAAAGAAAAAGAGGAAAUCGUACAGUUCCCUAGUAAUGAUUUACGAAGAAAAUGCUCCCAUACCCUCACCAAUAGACCAAUUCAACUAAGUUAACUCCAUUCCCAUAAAUAUAUUUUUAUAACAGUUUGUAAAUUUAAGAAGACUAUUUAUUUAAAAAAAUCUGUGUCAGAUUUUUCUAUAGCAACUAUUUUUUACUCAUUUCAAAGACGACUGUUAUAUCUUUAGGUGUAUUUAAUGUUGUAACUUCCGAUGUUUUUUAAUUUUUUAUUCUACAGUAUUUAUAUUAAUUAUAGUAAAUAGAUUUUGAAAUAUUUAUAUAAAAUAGGCGUUUAUAUUUUUCAUGAAUGCAAUUAUUCAACAGAAUUUGAAUAAAUAUUUAGGAAUUUU